AUUUUUUCAACCGGAAAGUUUAAAUUUCCCCAACAAAAAGUUAAAUUUAAAUUCCAACAUUUGACUGUGGAGCUAGAUGCCACAAGCAGUGGUGACGCAUAAUCUCUGACAGACAGCUGUCGGCACGCGGUCGACAAAUAGAACCAACUGUUUCAAUAAUAUAAAGCUAUAAAGACAGACCAUGUCUCGUACCAAGUCACAGGCCUUCCAACAGCAUUUCGUUCACGACGCGUUUUGCCUUAGCCUUCUUGUCGCUUCAGCCUUUUACGACUACCACCAGGAUGAAAUCUGUCGGUCUUGUCCUUCUUCUCGCAGCAACCUUUGCCUGCUCCAGUGUUGAAGGUGCCAAUGAGUGUACAACAGCCCUCUACAGCAAAUUGAGGAACGCAGCCUUUAAUUCUGCCUUCAGCGCCUGCAUGUCGGAUCCAGCUGGAAAAGCCGCUUUGACUGCCAUCGUAGGUAAUUAUGGCUGUGGGGGCUACACCUUCACUGUCGGCGAUCGCAAGUGCGAAGUUGGCGCAGCUCCCUUCAUGAAAUGUGUAGCGGGAAAACUUGGUUACUUGAAGGCUGAUGGCUCCAUCGACAACACGAAGAUCUUAGCCUUGUACAAGACUUGGGCCACAAGCGACCCUAAGUGCAAAGUUGCUCAGUACGACUCCGCUGUGAAAAAAUGUGGCACUACCAUCAACAACUACGCCUUCCUGGCGAAGGCCGACUGCAUCAGCACGAUGGCGGACCACCCGUACCUUGUGUGACCUGCACAAUCUGGUCCUUAUUCCUUCAUCUGAUUGGCGGCUUUGAAGUGUUCAUUACAGGUGCACAAUAAUAAUUAGGGGACAGUUUUCUCUAGUCAAUGCAUCCACGUGCAGUAAAAAUUGUCUAAUCGAA
Molecule: messenger RNA, 888 nt
Organism: Hyalella azteca
Lineage: Eukaryota; Metazoa; Arthropoda; Malacostraca; Amphipoda; Hyalellidae
Exons: 5
Coding region: 282-755 (157 amino acids)
Molecular function (GO): odorant binding
Source: RefSeq, a predicted model, not a curated record